Peromyscus leucopus (white-footed mouse) is the source of this 621-nucleotide messenger RNA. Its product is annotated as ubiquitin-conjugating enzyme E2 variant 2-like. Lineage: Eukaryota; Metazoa; Chordata; Mammalia; Rodentia; Cricetidae. Bases 62 to 499 code for a protein of 145 amino acids. The record is from RefSeq and is a predicted model, not a curated record. Gene Ontology annotation, cellular component: nucleus. The transcript has a single exon. Gene Ontology annotation, biological process: protein K63-linked ubiquitination; DNA damage tolerance.
GACCUCUUAUAAGGAUUGGAGAAUGGCUGCAUACGGCGGCUGUGUCUGGUAGCAGGAGAAGAUGGCGGUUUCCACAGGAGUUAAAGUUCCUCAGAAUUUUCGCUUGUUGGAAGAACUUGAAGAAGGACAGAAAGGAGUAGGUGAUGGUACGGUUAGCUGGGGCCUUGAAGAUGAUGAAAACAUGACACUUACAAGGUGGACAGGCAUGAUUAUUGGGCCACCAAGGACAAACUAUGAAAACAGAAUAUAUAGCCUGAAAGUAGAAUGUGGAUCUAAAUACUCAGAAGCUCCUCCAUCAGUUAGAUUUGUAACAAAAAUUAAUAUGAAUGGAAUCAAUAAUUCUAGUGGAAUGGUGGAUGCACGAAGCAUACCAGUUUUAGCAAAAUGGCAAAAUUCCUAUAGCAUUAAAGUUGUACUCCAAGAGCUAAGAUGUCUAAUGAUGUCCAAAGAAAAUAUGAAGCUUCUACAGCCACCGGAAGGACAGACGUACAACAACUGAUUUUAGUGGAUCUCAAACUUGUCUUAAAUCAACAACCUUCUACUCAUGUUAAUGUCUUGAUUAAAUAUCACCAUGCAAAAUACCCACACAUUAAGUAAAAGAAUUCCAGCUGGUAAACAUGA